Zalophus californianus (California sea lion) is the source of this 8458-nucleotide messenger RNA. Its product is annotated as zinc finger protein 586-like. Lineage: Eukaryota; Metazoa; Chordata; Mammalia; Carnivora; Otariidae. Gene Ontology annotation, molecular function: DNA-binding transcription activator activity, RNA polymerase II-specific; RNA polymerase II cis-regulatory region sequence-specific DNA binding. Gene Ontology annotation, cellular component: nucleus. The transcript is spliced from 3 exons. The record is from RefSeq and is a predicted model, not a curated record. Gene Ontology annotation, biological process: regulation of transcription by RNA polymerase II. Bases 1593 to 4517 code for a protein of 974 amino acids.
UUUCCAUCGGGAUACCUAAGUUGUUUUGACAUUGUUUACAAUCUCUGAUGUUUCAGAGACAUAUGAGUGAUGGGAAAAGGUGGGCAGCUGGACAGGAAAGUUUGGGAAACGGGGAAGGAUUCAGGAUGAAGAGUUAGAAAAGUGAUGGCUACUGUGUGGACCAGGGUGGAGAUUUGGAUCACUUUUAGGAAGGGAAGGCAGAGUAUCGUGGCAAUGCUGUUGGUAGGUCGGAGGGUCUUGGUAAAGUGUGCUUCAGAGUGGUAUUGUUCAGCACCUGGUUGGGUUUCCUGGGCAUUGCCAACACAGGUGGUGAAGGAGAAAGAAUGAUGUGGCAGAUACAUGGGCAAACCUUCCAUGGAAUGAUGGGACAAGAGAUGGCUAGGACACCUAGGAGUAUUUUUUUUUCAGUAGUCUCCAUGCCCAGUGUAGAGUCUAACAUGCGGCUUGAACUCUUGACCCUGAUCAAGACCUGAGCUGAGAGCAGGAGUCAGACCCUUAACCCAUGGAGGCACAGAGGCUCCCCCUGUCCGGGAGCAUUUGAGAGUCUGGAGAUGCCCUUUAUUCAGUGGUGUAGGGCUUCAACAGAACUUUGGUGUGAGUUUGUGUGGUGUUUGUAGUGUUUCAAAGUUUUGCUGCUGGAAAAGGUCUGGGGCAAAUGUGGUCAUUUGUGAUUCACUAUGCUGGGCAAGGAGACCAUUAGGGUUGAUGUAUUUACAAAGGUUCAGUGGAAAGUGGAGUAUUCUGAUUGUUGAGGGACAGCGUGGGCAGCAGAGAAGUAGAACAGGGUCCAUGAGUGUCCUAAGGUGACAUGUGGUUGUGAGUGUCUGUUACUGAAGGGAGGGUUACAGGCAGCUGAGGCGGGCUUCUCAGCAGCAUUUGAGGCUUUCCCUCAUUUGGGAUCCAUGGGAGUACUGGGUGGGACUGGAACCUGUUUGAGUUUGUCAAACAUCCUUUGGAUGUCACGUGACAAGUACGAGUGUGAGUCAAGGGAGGAUCCUUUGUUGUGGGGCAGGAAGGUGUGGGAGUUCAUCUGUGGGGUCUGAAGACGUGAGAGUGGUAGAGUCUACAGAAUCCUGUACACGUGGAGGGGAAGUGUGAGCUAAGGGCCUUAGCGCCCUGGUACUGAAGACUUCCUGGGAAGCAGGGCCUAUAAUUGGCUUUUUUUUUUUUUUUAAGAUUUUAUUUAUUUAUUUGACAGAGAGAGAGGGAAUAUAAGCAGGGGGAGUGGGAGAAACAGGCUUCCUGCCGAGCAGGGAACCCGAUGCGGGGCUCGAUCCCAGGACCCUGGGAUCAUGACCUGAGCUGAAGGCAGACACUUAAUGACUGAGUCACCCAGGCGCCUCUGUAAUUGGCUGUCUUGAGGGCACGAUCUGGGAGACUCCAUGGAAAUAUCGUGGCAGAGGGAUGGGACCUUGCAGGCCAGACCCAGAGCUUAGAGUGCAUCCAUGUGUCCCCCUGCCUGUUACUGCUGAGGACUGAACACAGUGAUUGAUGGGAAGGGUGGUGUGACCUUUGAGGACAUUGCCGUGUACUUCUCCUGGAAGGAGUGGAAGCUUCUUGAUGAGGCUCAGAGACGGCUGUACCACCAUGUGAUGCUGGAGAACUUUACACUUAUAUCCUCACUGGGUUGCUGCUGUGGAGCAGAGGAUGAGGCACCCUUUGCCCAGAGCACUUCUGUAGGCGUGUCACAGACCAGGACGCCCAAGGCAGCUCAGUCUUCCCGGAAGACCCACCCCUGUGAGAUGUGUGGUCCAGUCUUGAGAGACAUUUUCCACUUGGCUGCGCACCAGGGAAAAGAAAACAGCCAGAAACUGUUGAGGUGUGGGGCCUGUGGGAAACGAUUUUAUUUCAUUACUAACUUCAGAAAACAUGAGACACAGCACAUGGGAGAGAAACCCUUCAGAAGCCGUGUGGACAGGGCCUCUGUUGUGAAGAGCUGGGGAUUCCAUGGUUCAGGAAAGCCCCUUACCUGUGGAGAAGUUCAGAAGGACUUCCUGUCUGGCUCGGGGCAUCUGCAGCAAGAGGCCACUGAUACUGGGGAGAAGCCACACACGAUCACCCAGCUCAGGGCAACUUUACAAAGCAGAAAAAGUCAUGACACUUGGGGAGAAUGCAAGAACACCUUUGGUCCCAAACACACACAUACUCAGGACCAGGGUGUCCACCUUGGAAGACAGUCCUUUGUGUGCAGUGAAUGUGGGAAAACAUUCAGGUACAAAUCCUUAUUUGCCAUACACCAGAGAUACCAUACUGGAGAGGGAUAUCAUGAGUUUGGUAAAUGGCAAACACCAAUCCUGAAUGAACAUGGAAAGACUCACAGUGCAUCCAGGCAGUACAUGUGCAGCAAAUGUGGGAAAUCCUUAGGCCACAAAUCUGUCCUCAUUCAUCCCCAGAAAUGGCACAGUGGAGUGAAGAGUUAUGUUUGCAGUGGAUGUGCAAAAUCUAUUAGCUGUAGCUCAGUGUUGAUUACUCAUAGGAUGCAACCUGGUGAAAGGUUUUAUAAAUGUCGUGGCUGCACAAAAUCUUUUCCCUCUAUGUCUGCCCUCUGUUAUCAUCAGAGAUCUCACACAGAGGAAAGACCUUAUGAGUGCAGUGAUUGUGGGAAAUGUUUUACCAGUAGUUCUGUCCUCCAUUAUCACCAGAGAGUUCACAGUGGAGAAAGGCCUUAUGAGUGCAGUAAAUGUGGCAAGUCCUUUCCCCGAAGAAAUAGCCUCAAUGUUCACAUAAAGGUUCACUCAGGUGAAAGGCCUUAUAAAUGUAAUGCAUGUGGGAAAUCUUUAAAGUAUAAGUCAGCAUUCAUUAAACACCAGAGAGUUCACACAGGAGAAAGGCCUUAUGAGUGCAGCGAAUGUGGCAAGUCCUUUCUCCGAAGAAAUACUCUGAAUGUACACAUAAAGGUUCACUCAGGUGAAAGACCUUAUAAAUGUAACGAAUGUGGCAAAUCAUUUAAGUUUAAGUCAACAUUCCUUAAACACCAGAGAAUUCACACAGGAGAGAGGCCUUAUGAGUGCAGUGAAUGUGGGAAAUCUUUUAUCUCUAGGACUGACCUACGGUAUCAUCAGAGAAUUCACACAGGAGAGAGACCUUAUCAGUGCAGCGAAUGUGGCAAGUCCUUUGUCCGAAGAAAUAUCCUCAAGGUACAUAGAAAAGUUCACUCAGGUGAAAGGCCUUAUAAAUGUAAUGAAUGUGGGAAAUCUUUGAAGUGUAAGUCGUCGUUGAUUAAACACCAUAGAAUUCACACUGGAGAAAGGCCUUAUGAGUGCAGUGAAUGUGGGAAGUCUUUUAUCACUAGUUCCGUGCUUCAUUCUCACCAGAGAGUUCACACUGGAGAAAGACCUUACGAAUGCAGUGAAUGUGGGAAAACUUUUACCACUAGUUCUGUCCUCCGCGAUCACCAGAGACUUCACACUGGAGAAAGGCCUUACGAAUGCAGUGAAUGUGACAAAACUUUUACUACAAGUUCUGCCCUCCAUUAUCACCACAGAGUUCACACUGGAGAGAGACCUUAUGCGUGCAGUGAAUGUGGCAAGUCCUUUGUCCGAAGAAACAGCCUGAGUGUGCACCUGAAGGUUCACUCAGGUGAAAAGCCUUAUAAGUGUAAUGUAUGUGGGAAAUCAUUGAAGUGUAAGUCAACAUUCAUUCAACACCAGAGAAUUCACACAGGAGAAAGGCCUUAUGAGUGCCGUGAUUGUGGGAAAUCUUUUUCCGCUACCUCUGUCCUUCGUUCUCACCAGAGAGUACACACGGGAGAAAGACCUUAUGAGUGCAGUGAAUGUGGAAAAUCUUUUACCUCUAGUUCUGCCCUCCGUUCUCACCAAAGAGUGCACACUGGAGAAAGGCCUUAUGAGUGCAGUGACUGUGGCAAGUUCUUUCUCCACAGAAAUAGCCUCAAUGUACACGUCAAGGUUCACUCAGGUGAAAGACCCUAUAAAUGUAAUGAAUGUGGGAAAUCUUUGAACUAUAAGUCGACGUUCAUUCAACACCAGAGAAUUCACACAGGAGAAAAGCCUUACCUGUGCAGUGAAUGUGGCAAGUCUUUCAGUCAUAGCUGCGCCCUCCGGUACCAUCGUCAGAGUCACCUUGGAAUAAGUCCUUAUGAUUGUAGUGAAUGUGGGAAAUCUUUCACCACUAGUUCUGUCCUCCGUGAUCACCAGAGACUUCACACAGGAGAAAGGCCCUAUGAGUGCAGUCAGUGUGGGAAGUCUUUCACCACUCGUUCUGUCCUCCGUUCUCACCAGAGAGUUCACUCUCGGGAAAGGCCUUAUGAGUGCAGUGAGUGUGGCAAGUCCUUUGUCAGAAGAAAUAGCCUCAAUGUACAUGUAAAGGUUCAUUCAGGUGAAAAGCCUUACAAGUGCAAUGAAUGUGGGAAAUCUUGGAAGUGUAAGUCGACGUUCAUAAAACACCAGAGAAUUCAUACAGGAGAAAGGUCUUUUGCUUGCAGUGAAUGCGGGAAAUCUUUUCUCAGUCAUGAUGCUCUUAGUUAUCAUCACAGAGUUCACAGCGGCAACAGGACUUAGGGAUGCUGGUGUUGUAGGGAACCUUUCAGCUAUCGCUUCAGUCUCCUUCAACCUGAGGAAAUACAGUUAAUAGAGUCCUUAUGGGCAGUAUUACGAACUGAAUGUUUAUGUUCACUAAAAUUGAUAUGUUCACUCCCUAUUCUCUAAUUCAGUAGGAUUAGCAUGUGAUGUCUUGGGAGAUAUUUCAAAGAUACAGUUUCAUAAAAAUCUGAAUUAAACCUGGAGUGAGGCCUCAUGAGUAUGUGAAUGACAUAAUUCCUUUAGCCCAUUAUCUGUCUUCAUUCCACACUUGAGAGUUCACACUGCAGAAAGAAUUAAAAUAUCAUUGAAGGUGAGGCUGCCAUCUUCCUGAAUGGAACUUUGUUCACCUGAAUGUCUACAGUUUAGUGACUUCCCAUAAGUUCCAGCCUUUUGGGAAAUACUCAGAAGUUGCAUAUUGCGUUCUGAUGUGUCUGAAGUUAUUGCUAGAAAUCACUGCCAGAUUCCAUGGCAGAAGUCAUCUCUGCCACCUGGAUGGUCCCAGUAAUGUGUGUCAGUCACCUCCCAAUAUGCUCAAGAAUGCUGACCUCUCCUUUGUCAUUUGCUGAUAGAAAUUAUGGGUAAUUGAACCUCUCCAUUUCCUUCUAAUUUUGGUCGUGCAUGUGACCCAGUGUUGACCAUCAGUACCUGAUCUGUGUUCUGGGUGGUUACUUGCACAGGAAGACUAAAUCUCUUAGGGAGUUGUUGGUCUUACAAUUCUUCUGAUAAAUCUUUGCAGCUUCUAAGUCAGUAACAGGAAUUGGAUGCCAUUGUUGCUCUGGUUUAUGAAUGAAUAGAUGUCUUUUUUAUUUAAUUAUCUGUUAUUUUAGGUGUUGUGUUCACUCUAAGGAGUGGUUUGAAAGCAGAAUUGGGCUCUGCCCGCAUGUAGGAGUGAACACAUUUCCUUGUAUUCCAAAUUCAUUGUGUCCCAGAGAAGAUAAUACCUACAUACAUACAGCAUUAGUAUUCUCCAGCCUGGGCCUUAAUUUGCAUUAACUCUAAAACCUAUCUGAUGGGCUGAAUGUGCACCCACAAUUCAUAUUUUGAAGUUGUAACCCCCACAACCUCACAGUGUGACUAUAGUUAGACAUAGCAUCUUCAAAGAGAUCGUGAAGUUGAAAAUGAGUUCUUAGGAUGGACUCUUAUGCAGUGUGCUGGCUUCGUGAUAAGACAUGUGGAUAUAGGCACACAUGGUUGACUGUGAAGAUAGGGAGUCCUCAUCUACAAGCCAAGGAGAGAGACCUGGAAAGAAACUAACCCUGCUGACACCUUAUGUCUAAUUUCUAGACUCCAGAUCUGUGGGAAAAUAAAUUUCUCUUGUCUCAUCACCCUGUGUGCUUCUGUGUAAUAUCAGUUCUAGCUAAUACAGCCUCCCAGGAUCCACAUCUGGGUUUUGUGGUCUGGGUGCUAGUAAGUUUUGUGUGCUCAGAGGUCACCGUGAAGAGGGAGCAGUUGAGACCAUCUCCAGGACUUGUGGAAACAGGAAUAUUUUGCUUGUCCACAGCUGAUAGCACAGAAUGUCAGGCACUUUUGAGUAGAGUCUCUACCCCAGAUCCUUCAAAGUAGUCAUGUGACCUGGUGUACAGUAGUCACUUGUAACACCACAGGGGCAGGGGAAUUCUAAUUGGUAAUUUAGGAGAUUGGGUAGUUAGGGAGUAGAGGAGACAUCAGCCACCUAAGUGUUGUGUAUCUCUUAAGAAAGUGUAUCCACAGAUGUAGUGACUGGCUGGGAAGGAUAAAUGUGCACGGAAAUUCACUUUCAGACACACAUCAAAAUAAUCCAAAAGAGUCUGAAUUCUGUCCUCUAUGGUGCUUACAUGUCAAGGCCAUUGUGGUGCAGGCUGGAAAAGGACAAAAAUGGGAGAUUACAUGGUCCAGGGAUGUAACUUUGUGACCCCGCUUAGCCAGCAUUCUUCUUAGUACCAUACACAGCUAUGGCAGACACCUGUUCUGAACCAUCUGACUCCCAGGUUGUCCCACAGGUACACCUCAGCCUCUAGGGCUAUAAAAGCAGGUCUUACUGGUGGUAGUGGUUUGGAGUCCUACUUCUGUUAAGGUUGCCCAAGUCUUGCUUCUUUCCCGAAGUCCUUAGAUAAACCAUUCCUCGGGAUGCCUGGGUGGCUCAGUGGGUUAAGCGUCGGCCCUUGGCUCGGGUCACGAUCCCAGGGUCCUGGGAUCAAGUUCUGCAUUGGGCUCCUUGCUCAGCAGGGAGCCUGCUUCUCCCUCUGCCUGCAGCUCCCCCUGCUUUGCUCUCUCUGUUUCUCUGACAAAUGGAUAAAUAAAAUCUUUAAAAAUAAUAAAGCAUUCCUCCACAAGCUGGACUUCUCACCCUUUUUCUUUUUCUUUUUUUUUCAGAUUUUAAUUAUUUAGAGCAUGAGCUGGGGGAGGGGCAAAGAGAGAAGCAGACUCCCUGCUAAGCAGGGAGCCUGAUGGGGCCGCCAUCCCAGAACCCUGAGUUCAUAACCUGAGCUGAAAGUAGAUGCUUAACUGACUGAGCCACCCAGACGCCCCUCUUAGCUUUUACUUCGGUCAUUAGCCCCUGACGUCGUUUUGCAAGUAUGUCCCUUUCAGUCUACAUUACUGUUUUCUUCUCUGGAUGUGCACCACUAUUGAUCUCUGCAUCUGGUUGGAGCAUGUGGAUUAUUGCCAGUGUUUCCCUUUCAAAAACGAAUCCCCCUAUAUAUUUUCAUUAUAAUUCCUUAUGCGGAUAGAGGUUUCAUUUCUCUUGUGUUAAAACUCAAAGCACAAUGACUAGGCACAGGCAGGUGAGUGUUAACAUUCUCAUGAAAGGGCCAAAAUGGGGUCUAAACUGUUCACCACUGCAUUCCCACCGGGCAUACGUGAGAGUUGCAGUAUCUUCAGUCCCUGACAGUACUUGAUAGGGCCAGUCUUUAUUUUUUCUUUUUAAUAUUUUAUUUAUUUAUUUAUUUGAGAGAGAGAAUGAGAUAGAGAUCAUGAGAGGGGGGAGGGUCAGAGGAGAAGCAGGCUCCCCGCUGAGCUGGGAGCCCAAUGCGGGACUCGAUCCCGGGACUCCAGGAUCAUGACCUCAGCCACCCAGGCACCCAGGGCCAGUCUUUAAUGUCAGCCCUUUUAAUGCAUGUGUAGUGCUAUGUUGUAAUUGCAUUUCCUAGGCAUUUCUGACUUUCAUCAUUUUUUCAUGUGUUUGUUUACCAUGUGUGUAUUUUUUGUGGUACAAUUUCUGUUCAUAUCAUUUGCCUAUUUUCUUUGAUGUGAGUUAUGUGAGUUUCUUUGUAGUUCCCUUUUUAAUUUCAAAUAAGAUAUGCAUACAACAAAGAUAUGUGUUGGAAUUUUCCUCAUUCACACAUGGUGUGACAUUUUUCUCAAUGGAGUCAUAGUAAUACUGGAAGGCUAUUUCUUCAUUAUUUUUCCUGAGAUUUUUUGUGUCCUGCACGAUGUCAUAGCCCAAAAUACUUUACACAUUUAAGUCUAGGGUGCAUUCUUACCAUUAUGUCAUCAUUUUCUUCUUAAAUCCAGCCAUUCAGAAAAACAAAACUCCAUCUCUGUUUUGUAGUGUUUGCCAAUUUACACAGUGUAAAUUCUUCCACUAUGAGAGCAAGAUAUGCUCAGAAAAAGGUGCUGAGUAACUGUAUGUGGGUGUUUGGUGGAGAACCACUCACUUGGGGGGCUGUGAGCUGGCUGGAGGUGUGCAGGAGCCUCUCAGGCAGGAGACUUUAAUCCUGACAGGCCGCAGGGGAGGGACGUCCCUGAACACCCGGAUGGGUGACUGGAACUCUGCUGGUCUCAACCUAGUAGUGGCAGUUUUGUCAGGCACACCCACCAGGUUACGAGUUGUUUUCUCCCAUCCCACCCAGGACACUGAAAGAACUCACCCUGGAGCACCAUCCUCCAAGUGAUUUAUUUCCUUCUCUUUCCUCCUGCUCCUGCUCCUCCACUUUAUUUAU